ACAGCUAGAUCAACAAAUGCUUUCACGACACUGAAUCAGUUUACGGCAGGGCUGAGUAAUCGUUGCCAAACUUCAAAAUAAAUGUCAGGAAAUUCAAUGUGAUCUGAUACUGCCUCCCGCAUUAGUGGUAUCCUAGCAACGGAAGAAGAAAGCUCCGAAACAUUUCCUUCUUGCAGUCGACAUAUAUCAGAAAGCAGAAUGUUGAGAAAAGGGGUGAAAGUGCUUUCUACAAAGACCCAAUCUGAAGAUGCUCCAGAGAGCCAUGACGUGCUGCCAGGGAAGAAGUCGCACUCCCCUGAGGCUCAACGCAUCUUGAACAUAUUAGAGAACUGCAUCAGUCAAAUUGAGUUUGCAGCAACUCUGCCAUGCAUUCUCAAGUUAGGCAGUGUGUCAAGUGAUGUAGACAAGGGGUUGAGUAGAGCACUUCAAGAGCAUCAAACACUGUCUGAAAGACUGGAGACACUAGAGGGUCUCAAGAAUAAGUCCAAUGGAGAGCAAGAGGGAAUAGACGGGAAAGAAAGCGCUCAGCUUGAAGAGGACUUUCAGAACUCUUUCAGGAAUCUGCUCAGGCUUGUGCGAGUCCAUCCAGAAGCCAUUUCUUAUUUGAGGGCAGAGCAGAAAAUGGAAGCAGGGGAGAGUGAGUCCAUACUAAUUAAAGAGCUAAAAAAGUUUCACAGCCAUGCAAAGGACAAGUUGCUAACCAGUGUUGAUGAGGAGUUACAGCAAGUCCUCUGCAAGUCUUCAUCCUCCAACCACUUGGACAACAUAGAUUCACAGGAAGGAAAAUUAGAUGCAGAUUUAAAGAAAGUCAAUGAACAGAUUUCUGAGAAAAAUAUACAGAUUGAAAAUUUGCAGAGUUUACUGGGGGAGAAAAACACUGAGGAGGCUGGCUUGACAAUUCCUGACAGUCACCAGACACGUGCCACCGGAUCAAAGAUGAGCCGUUUCCAAAAGGAAAUUGACCAAGUAAAAUCACAGCUAAACAAUGAGAUGUUUGAACAGAGAAAGGCAGAGAGAGAAAUACAGGAGAAAAGUGAGGAACUGGAAACAGAAAUUGAACACUUGCUUCAAACUUUUGACAAUGAUGCAGGAGAAAUCCAGGCCCGCCUGGAGUUGAAUGAAAUUAAUUAUAAAAAGGAGUUAGAGGAGCUGAGGGAACUGGAGAUGCCGUUUUCAGUCCUUGAGGUGGAGUUCAAUCAAAUCCAAGAGAAGAAGUAUUACCUUGAGGAAGUGAAGAUGAAGGAGGAGAUGAGGGAGCUGGAGCUGAAGACCAAAGCUGCUAUCUAUGCCCAGGCCUGGUGGAGAGGCUACUGCGUCCGCAGAACUUUGAAGAACAAGGGAAAAAACAAAAAGGCCAAAAAAGGCAAAGGCAAGAAAACCAAAUGAACUAACUACUACUCUGAUGAUACAGUGACAUAUUCUACCCAAAGUAACCUGCAUUAAGCCCUUUUGUCGGUCCAGUCUUCUACACCUGACUGUUUGGCUUCACCCACACCUUCAGAUGUGCAUAUUCCUUCUUUCUCGGUUUGGCUUUCCGCAAUUUAAGUUUUAUGGAGACCUGUACGUAGAAUAUUACACCCAUCAAAAGUGUUUCUUCUU
This is a messenger RNA of Notolabrus celidotus (New Zealand spotty), 1599 nucleotides long. It is a transcript of the gene drc10, whose product is annotated as IQ motif containing D. The record is from RefSeq and is a predicted model, not a curated record. Lineage: Eukaryota; Metazoa; Chordata; Actinopteri; Labriformes; Labridae. Gene Ontology annotation, molecular function: protein binding. The transcript has 7 exons. The coding region runs from base 199 to 1386 and encodes 395 amino acids.